This is a messenger RNA of Pieris macdunnoughi, 222 nucleotides long. The record is from the annotation of a GenBank genome assembly. NCBI's taxonomy places the organism in Eukaryota, Metazoa, Arthropoda, Insecta, Lepidoptera, Pieridae.
AUGCUACUGAAACGGUUGGAAACAAAGCUUGACGAAAAUCAGCCUUUGGGCAAUAACGCACUAGCGGCCAGGCUGCAGCGGCCAGCGAGAUGGAUUCAUUAUUAUGAAAUCGCCAUGAACCACGCGCACCUAGCCGCAUGCGGCCAGCGGCCCCAUCGAGCCGCGGCGGCCAACGAGAUCGAAGCGCAUCUGCGGCCCGUGGUUGGUCGCUGCGGCCACUGA